UAAAGCCUUCCGUCCGACGGUCCCACACACGACUUGGGCGCCAGAUUGAUUUUAUGAAUGCGAAUCGUAAGGGGUGGAAUCUGAUUGUCAACAGUCUGGCACACCCAUCGCGUCUAAUACUAUUUAUUUGUAGGAAACAUAAUCACAUGCGGGGGGGUUUCUUUUUUACCGAAAAUGUUGAAAGUGUAAAGUUUUGAAAAUCAAAUACGAUCUGAUCCCGGAAAUUAGCGAUUGCUUCAAGUGCUCGUUAACAAUUGUCCGCACAAAGUCUUUUUAAGUGUUUCUAGUGUUCUGCAUCCGGAUUAUAAUCUCUGACCUUAAAAUUUCCAUUUGAAAAUAAUGCUCCUUGUUGAAAGAAAUAUUCAAAUUUCGGUAUUAACUUUUUAUAUCGAUUCUGAAAUUCGACAAUUUUUUUAAGAUAUGAAGUUGAUCAUGAGCAGCAGAUGACUGUUGGCCGAGCUAGUGCUCAGUUGACUUUAAUAUGAGCAAAGUAAUAGCGGUAUCACCAGUGUCCGAUGCUGGACAAACUCGUCAAGAAAAUUUGACACAUAUCAAAAGGAACAAAUUAGCCAACUGCAAUGUUCCCCUUGUACAUGGGAGGCCAAAUCCUCCGGUCAACAUCCGGAACAGGCUAACAACACACCAACGAAACCAUAGUUUGGAUUUUAGAUCCAUGGGAAUUUUGUUGCCACCGGUGCCGCAGACGAACGUCACCCUGACUCUUCAUCACAGGAACCGGAGUCUGGACUCGGCUCUACAACGAAUACCGGAAGUGGACGUGACACCGAGUCCCGAAUGCGAGACGAGUCCGACGCCCGCGACGAAAGCCGUGUCGGCCGGCAAGUCGCGUUGCCGAGAGCGAGAGGACCUCGCGAGUCUCGGCUCCGACGAUUCGGGAAUUCUCUGCGGCUCGGACAGUGGCUCGAGUGACACGGCGAACGCCACCACCAGGGAGUCGAGUGUCGAUCAUCUCCACAGUCGCGAGAGUCUCGACUCGUCGUUGUCGCAGGGCGGCGACCUCGACGGCGUGGAUGCGGUCGACGGCGACGGGAGUGUCAUGUCCGCGUCGCCCGUCGACAUUCAACUCAGCGACGCUCUUCUGAUGAAGGGCCUCAGCAGGAACGGUGACUGUGAUCCUCCCAAUCAGUCGUUAGCGAGCAGUGAUUGUGUUUUGGCCAAAGAGUUGUCGUCGUUGUCGUCGCUGUCGUUGUCAUUGCCGAAUGGCAAUUGUUCACCCAAAGAACUGCAAAAUUGUUAUUACAUUGCCAAAGAACUGCUGCGCGACAGUCAGACUGAGAGCAUGGACUUUCAAGUUCAACGCGCGAGUGUCACGCAAAAUGAAUUGGCCGGGGCUGCGAUGACAUUGUGCUGUGGUACCGGCGAACCGGAAGAGGAACUGGUCCAGCAGCAGCCGCAGGUUCAGAGGCAGGAAACGGCGCAGCCGAAACCAUCCGAGGGCUGUUUACUUAGGUUAUUCGAGAGCCAAGUCUUCGACAUGUCCAUGGCAAUUUCUUACCUCUUCAACUCGAAGGAACCUGGAGUUCAAAGUUAUUUAGGUAACAAGUUGUUUAGUUUCCCAGACAAUGAUGUGGAUUUCUACUUGCCGCAACUGGUUUUAAUGUACAUACAGUUAUAUGAUGUUACCGAAGUCCUUUAUCCAUAUCUCGUCCAUAGGUGUAGACAGUCGGCAGAUUUUUCUUUAAAAUGUGCCUGGUUAUUGGAUGCGUACAGUUCCGAUGCUCAUCUACCAUCAAAAAAGAAGUCUCACGGGACCAAGCUCAAAAAUCUCAUUCUGUCAGAUGAAUUAAGGCCAAAGGGAAACGCGGGUUGGCGAAAACAUCGCGCAUCGGGUUUGCAGGUUCCCCCGCCACCACCUCUGCCUUCUGCUCAAUGCGUUACAUCUCCUAACAAAAAAACCCACCAAAGAUCUCAGUCUGACGCCACUGGACUCUUUCAAUCUCUUCGUCGUAGCCAUUCCGGAUUAAUAAAUAAAGUAAGCCUGGGCGAUCUUAGUUCUGGCCGGGCUUUCGAUAAUGGAUGUACCUGUUUUGAUUCCUGCCAAGGAAUUGUAAAUGACUUACGAGGACAGAAGACUGACUGCUUCUGUAAUGCACCCCGACUGGCUCCUGAGUUGGAGUUCAUUCAGGCAUUAAUCUCAAUUGGAAAGCUACUUGGAACCAUUCCCACGAAGGAGAGCAAAACAGUUCAACUUGUAGCAGAACUAAAUACUCUCAAUCUGAAUCUCCCGGCUAGAGUUUGGCUUCCUUUGCACAGUACAGUGCCCCAUCAUAUUGUUCGAGUUCCUCCACAAUAUGCGGCCGUUCUCAACAGUAAAGAUAAAGCUCCUUAUAUAAUCUAUGUCGAGGUCCUUGAGGUUGAGGAUCUUUACACUUCGCCAGUGCCAACUAAAAUUAUGGGUAGUUCCUUACGACACACCAAGUCCGAGGAAAACUUGACGGGUGGAGAGCAGUCCAACCUUCCAAAUAUGGCGAGCCAGCACACCACACCCUCGCCCAUCGCGAGACAAACUCCUGUCAAGGGCUCCUCCUCGAGCUGUUUAAAAAGUUCCGAUAUCGCAUUUCAUUUUCACGAUGACGAUCCUAAUGACUGCUGGAGUCAGGAAGAUGACGAAAUCACGCAACAGUAUUUACAGUUAUACAAACCAAGGGACAGAGAUACGAUUUCGCAGUUGAGUCAGGAGUCCUCGGACAGUCGGGAGCCAAUAUUUAUUCCAGGUGACAUUAAGCGACGACUAAGUGAAAUGGCCGCGACUCCAAAGACGACAUUCAAUCACGACCCGGAGGAUCCUUCGGCGGCGGUUCUCAAAGAACCCUGGGAACUGAAGCAGAAACGCAUAAGGGCCUCGAGUCCUUAUGGGCAUUUAGCUUCCUGGCGACUGCUGGCAGUCAUUGUUAAAUGUGGCGAUGAUCUCAGGCAGGAACUUCUCGCAUCUCAGCUUCUUUCGAUGCUGCAGAAAACCUGGCAGGAUGAAGACGUUCCUCUUUGGCUUCAACCAUACAAAAUUUUGUGUCUUUCGAAUGACAGUGGAUUAAUCGAGCCAAUUCUCAAUACGGUGUCGUUGCAUCAAGUGAAGAAACAUUGUCAAUUGACAUUAUUACAAUAUUUCGAGCGUGAAUUCGGUCCAGUGGAUUCGGAGGGUUUUCGUAUUGCUCAAAAGAACUUUGUCGAAAGUUGUGCGGCUUAUUGUCUCGUUUGUUAUUUAAUUCAAGUGAAGGAUCGACACAAUGGCAAUAUUUUGCUUCACACAGAUGGACAUUUAAUGCACAUUGAUUUUGGUUUUAUUCUUUCAACGUCGCCGCGAAAUCUUGGAUUUGAAACGAGUCCAUUUAAAUUGACUCCUGAAUUCGUCGAGGUAAUGGGUGGCAAUAAUUCCCAAAUGUUCCAAGAAUUCAAGUCACUCAUUCUUCAAGGUCUCAUUGCUGCACGAAAACACAUGGAUAAAAUUGUCAAUCUUGUGGAAAUCAUGCUCUCAGGGUCUCAGCUCCCGUGUUUUCGUAGCGGUGGCGCAGCGACAAUUCAGGGUUUAAAAAAUAGAUUCCAUCUGACCUUAACAGAGGAUCAACUGCGUCGACACGUGGAGGAUUUAGUCGAAGGCAGCAUUCAUUCCUGGUCCACGAAGCUCUACGAUCGAUACCAGUAUUUCGCAAACGGUACACUAUAAUCGAAAUUUCAUCUUUUUUUUUAGAUAGAAGUUAAUUCGUAUGAAAAAAAGAACAAUUUUCACUUUCAAAUCCCUUUUUUUGCAUAAAAGGAAAAACUACACUAAAUUCAAUAAACGUCCCUUCCGUGCUUUUGAAAUACACUUCAUAGCAUUCCAAACAAAGUAAAAAUAAAAAAAAAAUAUGCAAAAUUCGAAAAAUAAGUACACUUUUCGAGUUUAAAAAUUUAAUUCAAAUCCUCUUAAUUAAUUAAGGACAAAUUAAUAAUGAAUAGAACGAAUGUGUUCAUAUCGAAAUGAUUAUUAUCUUUUCAUCGAUUAAACUAUAGAAAAUAUUCUAAUCUCAAUCGAUGAGAAUUUUUUUGUUAAUCAAUUCUCAAUUGAUAGAUAUAAAUUUUAAUCUAGUAAAAAAAUAGCUCGAUAUUUAAACGACAUGUGACGUUUAAGAGCCUCUCUUGUUUCACUUUUACAUAGUCAUAUGUAAUUUCUCGUGUGUUUGUGUCUGCGCGCGUGUGUGUGUGUGUGUGUGUGGAAAGAGAAAAAGAAAAAAUCUUAUAUAAAUUAUCGAAGCGUUUUAACGCGGACUGAAUAUAUUGGAUUGCUAUGUCGUUGUAGUUUCUAAUAUAUAAUUCGUUAAAGGUGCCUUAUUUAUGUAGAAAAAAACGGCAAAAAAAAGAAGAAGAUGAAGAAAAAGUGAAAUCAAAUAUGCGUUUGGUCGCAUUAUGAAAAAGAAAAAAAUUCUGUCGACGUUCCGAGCAGGACAAUCUUGUUAAAAAUUUGUACAUAUAAACUGCGCGCAACAGAGAAACGAAUUUUCCCUUCGUUUAUAAUUAGAUAGAUUUCUGUUAAUUAUACAAAUCGAAGAUGGGUUUUUUUUAAUAUAUAGAAAAUCAAAGUGAAGAACGGUUUGGAAAAAGAGUUUUUUAGAAAAAAUGUUUUAUUUUCAAAUAUAGAAAUAAUUUUAGAAAUAUCAAUAUGAUGUUUUCUUCUAAAGUUUGUUUUUAAAAAUUUUACUAUAAGUUUUAAAAAAAUUGAUUCUAAAUCAAUUUCUAAAAUUUGAAAUUUUAUCCUUUAUUUUUAAUUUCAUUUUCCAAUUUCUUUUUUCCAAGUUCAGUACUUUCCUGACUUUUUAAUUUUUUGUUUAUUAUAUUUUCACAAACCGUUUUUUAAUUUGAAUUUAUUAAAAAAAAACUUUAAGCUAAUAGAGUCCGAAGGAUAGAAUUUGCGGAUUCGUGGAAAAAGGAGCCGAAUACUCAAAAUAUUUCCUGAUUUUUAUAUAUAUAUAUAUAAGUAUAAUUAUUAUACUAUAUGUAUAUAAAUUUCGUAUAUUAAUCGUGGGAGUGUAUUCGAGAAAUUUGAAAAUUUCUUUUAAGAGACAAGGAAAGACGAUUUUUUUUCUAGCGAACUUUAGAGAAGUUUUGAAAAUGAGCGAUGCGCAUCUGCGAGAAUAAGAGAAUUUUAUUAUUUCACAUACAUUAUUCUUUUGUAUAUUUUGUUUUACAUUUCUUUUUAAAUAUUUUUAUUUUUUUCAAUAAUAUACAUAUUAUUAUUAUUAUUAUUAUUAUUAUUAUUA
This is a messenger RNA of Leptopilina heterotoma, 5252 nucleotides long. RefSeq names its product phosphatidylinositol 4-kinase beta (gene fwd). Gene Ontology annotation, biological process: phosphatidylinositol-mediated signaling; phosphatidylinositol phosphate biosynthetic process. Lineage: Eukaryota; Metazoa; Arthropoda; Insecta; Hymenoptera; Figitidae. The record is from RefSeq and is a predicted model, not a curated record. Gene Ontology annotation, molecular function: 1-phosphatidylinositol 4-kinase activity. The transcript has 12 exons. Gene Ontology annotation, cellular component: cytoplasm; membrane. The coding region runs from base 482 to 3682 and encodes 1066 amino acids.